This is a messenger RNA of Felis catus (domestic cat), 1610 nucleotides long. Its product is annotated as translation initiation factor IF-2-like. Lineage: Eukaryota; Metazoa; Chordata; Mammalia; Carnivora; Felidae. The record is from RefSeq and is a predicted model, not a curated record. The coding region runs from base 1023 to 1610 and encodes 195 amino acids. The transcript is spliced from 2 exons.
GACUGAGCCACCCAGGCACCCAGAGCGCAUGACUCUUGAUUUUGGGGUUGUGAGUUCCAGCCCCACCUUGGGCAUAGAGUUUACUCUAAAAAAAAUGGGGGUACGACAGCUUUACUAGUCUUCUGAAGAAUCAGGAAGAGAGGAAACUCUCCAACUCAUUUUAUGUGUCUAAUAUUAUCUGCAUGCCAACACAUGGCAAAUCAGUAUAAGAAAGGAAAGUUAUAAAUCUCACUCAUGAACAUAAAUGCAAUAAUUCUAAAGAAAACAUUAGCAAACUAAACCCAUACACAUAAACACUGAGAAAAAUAACACCCACAAGUGAAUUCUUCCAGCACAGAAAAAUAAUCCCAUGUGGAAACACAGAAAUUUAAGAAGGGAACAAGAGCACCAGAAAUUGAAAAUGAGUGAGUAAAUCUAAAUGAGUAUUUACCGUAUACGACACUAAAAAUAAUGUCAUAUGAGGACUCUAGCUGCAGGUGCCCUCAGAACUCACCAGGAGCUACCAAGGGAAAGAUCUGCUGCCGCUGGGAGGAGGGAGAAGAAACCGUGUCAUAUUUAACCGCAUUUUUCCAGCGUUGUAGUCAGAGUGAGUGCUGCUAGCUGCUGUAACGACUCUUGGAAUAUCAGAACUCUUUGCCAAUGCCAUGGUAAUUGGUAGCAUUCAAGACCUGGUGCUCCGUCAGGUCAGCGGAGUUCCUGAGUGACCGCACAAAAAGACAAAGGACCCUUCCCUUUGCCCAAGCCCUCUAAUGCUGACCGGUUUGUGGAUCCUGGUCGGGAAGAGCCCCUGGGAAGCAGGAAACGAGCGAGGAAGCCCAGGCCUCCAGGGCCUGACGGCGGCCGCAAGGGGCGCAGCAUUUCGUGCACUAGGAGGCAGCACCACGCCGAGGAAACCGCACUGGAUCCGCCAACGGGAUGUGCAGCCUGGGGCUGGUGCCUUUGCUCGCCGGGAGUCCUCACUUGAAAAGUGGGCGCGAGCAGAGCAGGCUUGCGGAGUAGUUGCGGGGCAGAUUAAGUGAUUAAUGAUGCCUUUCACCUUCUUGGCUUUGGACAACAAAUCAGUGGGCGUUCGCGAAAGCCAAUUUGCUUCCCCUCUCGCCCCCACAGACAUUUUGAGAGCCACGCGGCGUGGCUGGCCUCGCAGACCCGGGCCGGUCCCGCGGAAGGAUGCCCUAAGCUGUGUUAAAGCCCAGCCCGUAGCUCGCGGGCGGGCGGCGCGCAGGGGACUACAGUUUCCAGAGUGCCCUGCGGCGACGGGCGGAGCCGGGGAGCGCCCGCAGCCAAUUAAGGGGUCUUCGGGCGUUGCCGGGGAGCGGCAGGUGGAGCCGGGCCGUGGGUGGGCGCGGGGCCAGGUCCCCAGAACGCGUCCCGAGCCCCGGUGGGGGCGCGGCGCGAACUGGGCGGGCAGUCGGGAGGCGGCCCCCGGGACGGGACCGAGCGGGGGCGGGGACCGCGGCCGCCUGCGCGGUUCCGGGUGCUCCCGCCGCGCGCAGCCCGGGGCGCACUUGACCGGGGACGGGCUGCGGGGAAGGGCGGGUCUGGGGAGAACCCCCGAGCGCCGCGGCGUCCUCCAGCCCCUCCUCCUCGCGGCCGCCGGAGCCACAGCCUGA